CUAUUUUCCUCUGUCGGUAUUCCUAGUAGAUAUUUACAAGUAGCCAACGGACUUGUAUACGUAUGCAGUAUAAUCAAAACUAUGGAUAUUAAUAAUCAUACGGACUUAAUACGACAAGAGAUAAUAAAAAAUCAUUUACAAUUCACUGCUUUAAUACAAGAUAUACAACAAUGUACUGGCCCUUUAGAAUUACUCAAUGAACUUAAUGCAGAAGGAAGGGAAAAAAUUACAGCAUUAAGAUCCAGUAUAGAUAAAUUGACUUCUCUAGCUGAAACCGAAAUAAAUGAAAAGGAAAGAGCGGAAUUGUUAGCUGAAGUUGAAACAUACAAAAAACAAUUAACUGCAUCCCUUGGGACAUUUCGUAAAGCCAAUGUCAUUAGUGCAUGUAUCAUAGAUAAAUUGGCAAGAGAAGAUUUACUUUCAAUAUCCGAAGAACAACAAAAUGCUCUUCGUAAAAGACGGGAUAAGCAGGGUUUAGCAAGUGCAUCUAGUCAAGUGACAGACAAACUAUUAAGUAUUUCGAGACAUUUAGCUGAAACUACUCAGAAAAGUGGGGACACAUUAGACACACUGUUAACAUCAUCCGACAAAGUGUCUAGUACUAAAAAUGAAUUAGAACAUCAACAGCAGGUCAUAGUACAAUCGGGAAAGUUGUUAGGGAAAUAUGGUAGAAGGGAGGUCACAGACAAAGUGCUACUUGUUUUAGCAUUUGCUUUUUUCCUUGCUUGUGUCUUUUAUAUUUUACAAAAGCGACUGUUUUGAAGAGGUACAAAUGCCUUCUACACAUUAGUUAUACCAAUGUAUAAGACAAUUCCAAAUCUAUUCCUUACUUUAUUUAUAAUAUAAUGAUCUUACGAUCUAUGAAGUACGGCGAAGUGAUUACUCGUUAGAGCGAAAUUUUAUGAUUAUUUUUAUUUAUUAUGGGAUCAAAUUACAUAUUUACAAAAUAAUUUAUUAAAAAAGGAUCAGUCGGAUAUAUAAUAUUUGUACUGAUUUUAUAAAGGAUAUUAGAGCAUAUAUUUUAGGUACUAUGGACAUUGUUUUCAGUCUAUGUUACCACCAAAAAUUAUUAAAUUCUGUCAGUUGAUUUUGAAUAAGAGUGUCCUGUAAGAAAAAGAUAAUAAUCUUUUUUUCUUAAAGAAUAUUACGUUAAAUGCCUUUCUAUCGUUUCUUGUCAGUUAAAGAUUUUGCAAUAAAAAAAUAAUAAUAUUAUUUAUUAUGUAAUUAAACUCUAAUAAUUGUUCGUACAUUUUUGCAGCUGGCUAUGAAUUCCUCUGUGGAUAUCAUUCCGUCCUUAUCAGUAUCCAUCUUUUCAAAAAGUCUGUCCACGUGCCUGUUUACCAUACUCCAAACAGUUUGAUCAUUGUUUACCAUUUCAUAAAUUGCAAAGAUAGCGGUGAUCAUCUCGUGUUUCGAGAUCCAACCGUCGCCAUUCAAAUCAUAAAAUCUAAAAGCAAAGUAAGUUGACGAAGAUAUUCCAAACGCGUCUCAUUUUACGAUCUUUUUCGAUCUCACGGUGAACACAAUGUAUUCUUACUGAAAUAUCCAUCUAAGCUUUUCAUCGGUAGUUCCUUUUACGAUCGUCGCUAUUCCUAGAAGCAAAUCUCCAAAGGUGACAAUGCCGUCCUUAUCUUUAUCAAAAUUAUUGAAUACCAUUUGUGCAUAUUUUGCAGAAUCACCCAGUGGAAAGAGUUUCGCAUAGGCUGGCUUGAUAUCGUUGGUAGUAACGAUUCCUCUUGGACAAUACUGUUUGAAAGCACGAUAUAGUCUUUGUAUCUCUUCCUUUGAAAAUCCUGUACCGUGGAUCAAAGAAGACAAUCGUUCUGGAAGGACGUACGUUUGCUGCUUUUCUUCGUCCUGAAAAUUCUCUGCGAAUAUGUAUACGCGAUAAGAAGAGAUGGGGGAUAGAAACUCGAAAGGAACUUCAUGUCAUAUUAAUUAUCUUAAUAAUUAAUGCGUCUUAUAAUAUAUACCGGUUAUUCUUUGAAUGCUCUUUUUAACUUUUUUAAGGCUACGUUGCAUUUUCCAUGACAAGCUAGGUCGACGCGGAACUUCCGAUCUAUCUUGAUCACUAUUAUAGGACAUAAUCGUAUUUAUGAAUGAUUACCCUCAGUUAAUGGGCAUCAUUUCGUUUCAAAGAAGCCAGGCGCAAUAUUACAAAAAGAAACAAAUAAAUCAAUAUGAGAAUCGUUAAUGGCUGAUUUGCAGAUCCGAUAUAACAAAAGUUUUUAUCGUCACAUUAAAACAUGUGUUUGACAAUUAGCAUAAAAAAUCGAUUGAUCGGUUCUCUUCCGAUCGCGCUUAUUUUGUUUCAAAGUUGCCUUUGGCGGUACUCCAAGAGAGAGUGACGUCGCAUUAAAAGAAUCGGUGAUUCGUUAAAGUAAGCCGCCCGCCGCAGACGAAAGCGCAGAAACCGUCUCAAUCGCGAACUGAACGGAACUGACGCACGUGGCAUCGAUGACCCUUGCUGUUGACUAUGAGAAGCGGUUUCGAGGAAACCAGUCGCUAAAAUAUUUAGACGAUUCCUCGUGACCCUGCUUCUCUGCUAGAUUUUCAACGAUAUGCCUGGCUCUUUGAGCAGGCACAGUGCCACGAAACGUAUUAAAGAACGUUUGAAAUCUUAAGAGCCUUUAAACGAUUUCCUUGUUUUAUUUUCAAGUUUUCUAAUAUCGUAUUUGGAAACACGUAAAUAAUUCCAGUAAUUUUCCGUUCAUUUCGUUUUUAUUUCUUUUCCUACUUGUUGAUAGUAUAUAGAUGUUGUUUUAUCAAAAGAACGUAGCGACCACUUGAUAUUCACUCGUGUAAAGUUAUUCCUUCGGAAUACAAAUAAUUUCCACAUGCACGAUGGAGGGAUUUUCUUUGUUACAUUUAAUUCAUAUAUUCUCGAGAACGUUCCUUUCGACGACGAAAUAUAUCUUGAAAUAAUAAAAAAUAAUAGUUCUUUCUUUUCAUUCUAGAAAGAUGACCGUGAAAGUUAUUGUUAUCAAUGGUCGAGAUUCGUCAUUGUUAACCCUGUCAUAUCUAAUAGAGGUUUCUUUUUUCUUUUCAUCCUAGGAAGAUGACCAUGACCAAUUAUUCUUAUCUAUCAACGGUCGAGGUUCACCAUUGCUAACUCUUUCACAAUCAAUAAUGAUCCAUACGAUAAAUAGACAUAUUUCCAAGAUACGUACUCGUUACCGAAUUAUAGAAAAUCGGAUUGCGGUGAACUGCUUCGGAUAAAACGAAAUUUUUUUUCUAUUAGGAAUUGUAUUAGAAAUAUAAAAGGCAAAAUGUAUCCUCAAGCACGGAUCUGUUGUCAACGAACGAGCGUGUUCGCAUGUUUAAUCGUUACGAUUUUUCUGAGCGGUGGUAGGGCAAGCUUGUGGUAUAUAAAAGAACAGUCAAUAGUGUCUUGAAGAGAAGAGUGGUGCAUAAAUUGGAGCAGUAAUAUAUUUAGAGGGGGAAAAAAAAAGAAAAAAAAGAAAAAAAAAGAAAAAAAAAAAAAACAGCAUUCCUUUCACGCCAAUCCAAAUCCAGCGAAGAUGAAAACGUUCUUUCUCCUCUCAUUAUUGAUUGGCAAUGUUUUUUGCGCACCAUGGUUGGAUAUACUUUUAGGACAACAACCUUAUUCUAAUCAGAGAUCUGAUUAUUAUCUAAAUCAAGGUUAUCGGCAACGUCGAGGAAAAGCCGGUAAGGAACGUUGGAGAGAAAUUUGCAGAACGAUAAAUCCCGAUCCUUAUGCAUAUCCAAGACGCUCAUCUUUCCCUGUUCAACCAGUUUGUCCAUGGUAAUAUCUUAUGUUCCAUGAUUACAUAUUUCAAAUUCGUCGUAUUGACGUGUUCGUGCCAAAUAUUAGAGAUUAAGGUACACGAUUGUUAUUAAAAAUGUUAGUUUUAAAAAUAUGAAUUUAUUACAAUAAAAUUCUAAAUUCUAUUUAAAAGUA
Molecule: messenger RNA, 3922 nt
Organism: Vespa velutina
Lineage: Eukaryota; Metazoa; Arthropoda; Insecta; Hymenoptera; Vespidae
Gene: Sec20
Product: vesicle transport protein SEC20
Exons: 5
Coding region: 82-762 (226 amino acids)
Biological process (GO): retrograde vesicle-mediated transport, Golgi to endoplasmic reticulum
Cellular component (GO): endoplasmic reticulum; SNARE complex
Molecular function (GO): SNAP receptor activity
Source: RefSeq, a predicted model, not a curated record